Messenger RNA from Prorocentrum cordatum, 744 nucleotides. Lineage: Eukaryota; Dinophyceae; Prorocentrales; Prorocentraceae. The record is from the annotation of a GenBank genome assembly.
AUGUUGCCUCUCCUUGCUCUUGCCAUGACGCCUUUGCCGUGUGUGGGCUACACGUUCAUCACCUUAGGAGAUUGGGGGGGUGCGCUGCCAGGGGCGUACCAGCCAUCCACGCCGUACGCACAGAACGUGAAACGCGUGGCUACCCAAAUGGCAAAAACUGCAGAAUCCAGCGAAGUCAAGUUCAUUGUGAACACUGGCGAUAAUUUCUAUUGGUGUGGUAUUGAAAACACCUCGGACUUCCAGGUCCAGAAAGACUGGGUCGAGCCAUACAGCGCUAGUCCUUUGCAGAUUCCGUGGUACAGCGUCUUGGGAAACCACGAGUACGGCUACAACGUAUCUGCGCAGAUUGAUUUGGGAAACAUGUACAAGAAUUGGGUGAUGGAUGCAAGGUACUUUACGAAGCGCGUGCAGAUGGCGGGCAACAAUUACGUCAGCAUGAUCUUCCUGGACACCUCCCCCUGCGUGCAGGAGUACCGCGCAGACAGCAAGUCUGGCUGGGAUCCUUGCGGGGAGUAUCCCACGUGCUCGCUGUCAGGAGGAAGCGACGAGUUCGAGGGCAAGUGUACCUUUCAUGAGAACAUUUUGUCGCAGGACUGCGGCGCACAGCUCGCAUGGCUUAAGAAAUCUUUAGCGGCGGUCCCAGCCGAUGACUGGCUUAUUGUGGUUGGUCACCAUCCUGCGCAAGAAAUGAACGUCGAGGAUCUGACUUCGGCAAUGCAGGAACGUGGUUUCGACUUGAUCUGA